Centropristis striata (black sea bass) is the source of this 1397-nucleotide messenger RNA. RefSeq names its product neurexophilin 1 (gene nxph1). NCBI's taxonomy places the organism in Eukaryota, Metazoa, Chordata, Actinopteri, Perciformes, Serranidae. Gene Ontology annotation, molecular function: signaling receptor binding. The transcript is spliced from 2 exons. The record is from RefSeq and is a predicted model, not a curated record. Bases 268 to 1077 code for a protein of 269 amino acids.
UCAAGUAGCCGCUGUUUGUUGCCCCUGCGCCCCCUUCCCUCCCUCUGCCACCAUCUCCACCCGCAGCAGCCUCCCCGGCUCCACCGUCCUGCUGCCCAGUCUCCAACUCUCACCUUUGUUCUGCUGUCAUGGGGUGCGUUGUGUCCUUUUUAUCUGGGAUGCUGAGGGGCAUGACCGUGCUGUGAGGCGGAUACCAGGUGGAUUUAUGGUCCGCAAAGCCGCAACUACCAGCUGAGGGAAAUUAGUGGAACUUUGAGCUCCGGGAGGAUGCAGGUGAAGUGUUGGUGUGCCGUGUUCCUCUUGACGCCUGCAGUUUGCCUGGUUACAAGUGCCCAUGCCUCAAAAUCGGAAAUUGUCAAGGCAGGAAGCCCCAAAUCCACACUAAAACAUAUAUGGACAGAAAGCAGUAAGGAUUUGUCCAUCAGUAGGCUGCUGUCACAGACUCUACAUGGCAAAGAGAACAGCACAGCAUUGGACCUUCGCUAUGACACUCCAGAGCCCUACUCUGAGCAGGACCUGUGGGACUGGCUGAGGAACACCACAGACCUGCAGGACUCGAGGCCGCGGGCUAAACGGCGGCCAAUAGUUAAGACUGGGAAGUUCAAGAAGAUGUUUGGCUGGGGGGACUUCCAUUCUAACAUCAAGACGGUCAAACUCAACCUGCUGAUUACCGGUAAGAUUGUGGAUCAUGGCAACGGCACCUUCAGUGUCUACUUCCGCCACAACUCCACAGGCCAGGGCAACGUGUCUGUCAGCUUGGUCCCUCCAACCAAGAUAGUGGAGUUCGACGUAGCGGCGCAGCAGUCCGUCAUCGACGCCAAGGACUCAAAGUCCUUCAACUGCCGCAUAGAGUAUGAGAAGGUGGAGAAGGGUGCCAAGAACACACUCUGCAAUUUCGACCCAUCCAAGACCUGCUACCAGGAGCAGACCCAGAGCCACGUCUCCUGGCUCUGCUCCAAACCUUUCAAAGUCAUCUGUAUCUUCAUUUCCUUCUACAGCACUGACUACAAACUGGUGCAGAAGGUGUGUCCGGACUAUAACUACCACAGUGACACCCCCUACUUCCCUUCUGGCUGAUGUUCCUAUACACUCAAAUAGAAAUAAGUGGAUGAGUGGAGCACAGACUGGGGUUUCUACCCAUCCCAGAGAAAUGUGUACGGUAGCUGUACUGUCCCUAAACCUGUUCAUACCAGAGAGUCAGUCAUUCCAACUACUUUUACGUUUUAAUGUUCUGAAUUUUGCAUAUACUGUUAAACAAUUAGAGGUGUUAUAUAGGACUGUAAUAUGCUUAAAAUUACCUGAAAAACUAGGUGAUUACUAUAAUUAACAGAUAGCAUUUUGUUCUUAAAUUAUGUUUUGUCCCUGUUUGCCCCAUGUGUAGAUAACAGAGCGUAUUG